AUGGUUACCGUGUUGGCUCUGAUCCUUCUCCUCACCAAUUUAAGCACUUCCCUCACAAGCGCGACGCUACCUUCUCCCAGGUCCAGUCAACUUACAGAGACACUUGCAUCUUCAAUAGUCUCGCGAAGUAUCAUACCAGCAGGCUGUUAUGCCACAAUUCCCGUCGGCUGGGGUGAUUAUCUAGUCAACCGAACGAUCAAUAUAUGUUACCCAUAUUUGGAACCUACCUGUGAAAGGCUUGCUAAGGCUACACUCGCGAAAUGGACCGAUUUCUGUGCACAAUGGGAUUCGGAAGGUAAAAACCCUGCGAAGACCUGCCAGUGGAAAACGAAUAAGCCAUUCACCACCUACAAGGACGCCCCUGAGCAUGAUGAGAGUCUAAAUAUGCCCUAUCGAGUGCCCGGCCCCUUGAGAUGUUGUCCCCCACCAUACGAAGGGCUGGGCGUGGCCAGCUUUCACAUGCAAGACAACAUCUGCAGGAUGUGGAAGGUCAAAAACGAUGGAGAGUACCGUUAUUAUUCUCAAAACUUCCCCUUGUACGGAGUUUACGAUGAAGAAUACAACUACGAAAACAUGAACAUCUGGUCAUACGACGACCGGACUGGAAUUUCUGACCAUAUUACUCUCUUGGAUGAAGAAGCGAGAGAAGAUCUCAGAACAGAUUAUUUCCCCCUCACGUUGGAGGACCUUAUCAAGGCUGAGAAUGAUGAUAACAGGAAGGAAAACAGGCAUGGACAUCUAUCGCCAUUCUACUGA
Messenger RNA from Cladophialophora bantiana CBS 173.52, 756 nucleotides. RefSeq lists its product as uncharacterized. The coding region runs from base 1 to 756 and encodes 251 amino acids. The record is from RefSeq and is a predicted model, not a curated record. The transcript has a single exon. Lineage: Eukaryota; Fungi; Ascomycota; Eurotiomycetes; Chaetothyriales; Herpotrichiellaceae.